Molecule: messenger RNA, 3662 nt
Organism: Prunus dulcis (almond)
Lineage: Eukaryota; Viridiplantae; Streptophyta; Magnoliopsida; Rosales; Rosaceae
Product: probable LRR receptor-like serine/threonine-protein kinase At2g16250
Exons: 5
Coding region: 691-3405 (904 amino acids)
Biological process (GO): protein phosphorylation; hormone-mediated signaling pathway
Cellular component (GO): plasma membrane
Molecular function (GO): protein binding; protein kinase activity; ATP binding
Source: RefSeq, a predicted model, not a curated record
CCACUAGAGAAAAGAGAAACAAAAAAACAAAGAAAAGAAAAAUCAGAGCUUAUCAGACAAGCCUUUCAAAAUUUGAUUUGUCUGAUAAAAGUGAUAAACAUGUCAUGCAGAGAUAAUGAUCUGUUGAUCUCCCUCCAAACACAGAGUCCCAAUCCAAGCACAAAGACCAAAACAGUAAUUUGUCAAGUCAACCAAAAACCAUCACAGAAGAAAACUAGAAGAAGCCCAAAUUAACCUCAUAGCCUUCUUGGUGUAGACAGAUGCAGUUUUCCAAAACCCAUUUCAACCACACCUCCAUAGCCAUAACUAUCCCACUGGAUAUAGCAACCAUAGUCAUGGCUUCAUUAAUGGCUCCGGUGAGUCUGAAAAUGACUUAGUGCAGGCUCGGUGGUUAGUUGGGCACAGUCUUCACUGCUGUCAUUAAAUGUUUUACCUUCUUUUUUGCUUCUCAAAAUCUCAACUGCCUCUGCCCGUGCCACUCUCUUUUAGAAACUCCUCUUAAGUUUCUCUCUCUAAUCAAAAGCUUAUUAGUCAUCAUAUUCCCAUUUUUAUUAUUAUAACGUGGGUUGGGUUUCGGUGAGCAACUUGGGUUUAGGCGCUGGCGUUUCAAGAAUGCAGACUCAAAGCUCAUGACUGGAGCUGAAAAAGAACAAUCCCAGAGAUGACCAAGAAGAAUCUCCAUUGACCAUCAUGAAACUGUUCUCUGUAUUGUCACAAACUGAAACAGCAAUGGGAGUGAGAACCCAAGUUGGCGCCUUUGCAGUAGCGCUAAUCUUGUUCUUGAUUCAGAGCGGUUUUGCCCAGCAAGGUUCUUUAAGCUCCAGCGUACAACGGUCGGCGUUACUAGACCUCCGGUCGUCGUUGGGUCUCAGAAGUAAAGACUGGCCCAUAAAGGCUGACCCUUGCUCGUCCUGGACCGGAGUUACAUGCAAGAACGGCAACGUUAUUGGGAUCACGGUGUCCGGUUUAAGGCGAACCAGACUUGGCCGGAGCAACCCCCGGUUCGCCGUAGAUUCAUUGGCCAAUUUCACCUUCUUGGCUACUUUCAAUGCCUCUGGCUUUGUGCUUCCCGGGACUAUACCCGACUGGUUUGGCCAAAGACUUAGUGCUCUCCAAAUGCUUGAUCUUAGGUCUGCUUCAGUCAUUGGUCCUAUACCUCAGUCGCUUGGUAAUUUGAGCAAGCUUAAUACUUUGUGUUUAUCUAGCAAUGAUAUUACUGGUAUUAUACCUUCUGCACUGGGAAACAUAGCAGGGUUGGUGAAUCUUGAUCUUUCGCGUAAUUCACUUACUGGGUCAAUACCGUCCUUUGCCUCUCUUGGAAAUCUUACAAGGCUUGACCUUUCUUCAAAUUUCUUAUCUGGGAAAAUUCCAUCAGGUUUAGGUAGCCUUACCAGACUUCAAUUCUUGAACCUAGCUGAUAAUGGUCUCACUAAUUCCAUUCCAGUUCAGUUUGGUAACCUUUCCCAGUUGCUUGAGCUUGAUCUUAGCAACAAUUCGUUGUCUGGGUCAUUUCCUGUGGAAUUGAGAGGGUUGAGGAGUUUGAGGAAGAUGGAGAUUGGAGAUAAUGAUCUAGAAGGUCCACUGUCAGAGGGUUUGUUUUCAACUCUUGUUCAGCUACAAGUUCUAGUUCUGAGUCGGAAUAAGUUUGAUGGUGCUCUUCCUGGUGCAUUGUGGUCACUUCCCAGUUUGCGCUUUCUAGAUGUCUCCAGCAACGAUUUUACAGGAACUCUGCCGAGCCUGGGCCCAAAUGCUAGUGUUAGUGGUGCCGUGUUCAACCUCUCUUAUAAUCUCUUAUAUGGAAAUCUGACUUUUCCUCUUGGGAAAUUUGGUUCAAUCGAUUUGUCUACUAACUAUUUGCAAGGCAAGGUACUAGAAGAUAGUCAAAGCAAUGGUACUCUUGCUAGAAAUUGCCUUCAUAUGGUACCAAAUCAAAGGAGUUUGCAGGAUUGUAGGCAGUUUUAUGAACGGAAGAGAUUUAUAUUCGAUGAUUUUGGGGCCCUAGAACCAACUCAGCCAUCUUUCCUUCAACCUGACUCGAACAGGAAGCGAUUAAUAUUUAUACUGGUUGGGAUAUUUGGCGGACUUGGCUUCAUUGGGAUUUUGGUACUAGUUCUGGUAGUGCUCCUGAAAAUGUGCAAUAAAAGCACAAAUCAACGAGAAAGUGCAAAUGUCGGGCCUGUUCCGGAUGGAGAUGGCCCUUCAAUCCCCAAAGAUCUCAUCUAUGUAUCAGGCCGAGGAGAUUCAUUUAAAUAUGAGCAGAUUCUCCAAUUCACUAGAGAUUUUAGUGAAGCAAAUCUUAUAGAGCAUGGACACUCUGGAGACAUAUACCUGGGGUCCUUGGUGAGUGGAACACCUGUAGUAAUCAAAAGGGUAGAUUUGCAUUGCGUCAAGAAAGAAUCCUAUGUGCUAGAAAUGGAUUUAUUCAACAAGGUUUCACAUACAAGAUUGGUGCCACUUUUGGGGUACUGCUUGGAGCACGAGAGCGAGAAGUUUCUGGUUUACAAAUACAUGCCAAAUCGAGACUUGGCUAGUUCCUUGCACAGAGUUACCAAUUCAGAAGAUGGCAAUUUAAAGUCCCUGGAUUGGAUUACAAGAUUAAAAAUUGCAAUUGGAGCAGCUGAAGUCCUAGCUUACCUACAUCAUGAGUGCAGCCCACCCCUUGUUCACAGGGAUGUUCAAGCAAGCAGUAUACUUCUCGAUGAUAAAUUUGAGGUCCGACUUGGAAGCUUGAGUGAGGUCCGUGUUCAAGGGGAUGCUAACCAAAAUGUGAUCACGAGGUUGUUGAGGAAACAACAAACUUCUGAACAAACCCCUUCUGCCUCAUCAUCGGUGGCUUGCACUUACGAUGUCUACUGUUUCGGGAAGGUUUUGCUUGAGCUUGUGACGGGUAAACUUGGCAUCAGCAAAUCAGAUGAUGCAUCAACAAGAGAGUGGCUGGAUCACACAGUGCGUUACAUCAGCAUAUAUGACAAGGAACUGGUUAAUAAGAUUCUUGACCCAUCUCUGAUAGUAGAUGAUGAUCUACUGGAAGAGGUAUGGGCCAUGGCAAUCGUGGCCAGGUCCUGCCUUAACCCCAAGGCUUCCAAGCGUCCCCUGAUGAGAUAUAUCCUUAAAGCGUUGGAAAACCCUCUAAAAGUGGUGAGGGAAGAUAGUUCGAGCUCUGCAAGGCUGCGGACAACUUCAUCUAGAAGAUCCUGGAGCGCUGCUUUCUUCGGUAGCUGGCGGCACAGCUCAUCGGAGAGUGCCACUGUUCCUGGCCAUGCAAACAGAGAGAGCAUCAGUAGCGUAAAACAGCCGGGGCUAGUAGGUGGAAAUGAGUCUUCCGCUUCCCGUAAAAGGUUAUCAAAUGAAAUUUUUCCUGAGCCGAUUGAAAUGCAAGAUCUCGAGAGGCAAGAAGAACAUUAAUCGAAAGAGUGCUGAACUACCAGUUUCAUCACUUGGCAACUGGGUUUAUGAGGCAUCUGGUUUGAUGUUCAUCUGGCGGAAAUGUAAAUGUAACAUCAAGUUGAUCCAUUAAGUUGAGACAGAUUCUUAUUCAUAUUAGAGCUUGUUAAUUGUAGAAAACAAGCUGCAAAGUCUCUGUGAUAGAUGCUUUUUAAAAAAUUUCCCAAGAAUGGAGUAUAAAAUUUGUUAAAGAUCUUGGGAAAUUCUUCUUGGGACAA